Messenger RNA from Hypoxylon trugodes, 2940 nucleotides. RefSeq names its product cytidine deaminase-like protein. The record is from RefSeq and is a predicted model, not a curated record. Gene Ontology annotation, molecular function: tRNA-specific adenosine-34 deaminase activity. Gene Ontology annotation, biological process: tRNA wobble adenosine to inosine editing. The transcript is spliced from 3 exons. Gene Ontology annotation, cellular component: cytoplasm; nucleus. Bases 533 to 2524 code for a protein of 663 amino acids. Lineage: Eukaryota; Fungi; Ascomycota; Sordariomycetes; Xylariales; Hypoxylaceae.
UUCUUAUCAAUAUAUAAUAAAGCGCUUUCCCGUUUUCCAUCCCGAAUUUUUAUUUCUUUCAUGGCUACAAUGACGAGUCGUUCAAAUCGCAACUUACGAUCAUCUUAUAGAUGUGAUACUUUUCAAUUAUUUUUAAUAACUUGACGCUUCGAAAAGGGAGUCAUAAUAACUAUUCAUCUUCUAUUUCGUGGGUCGUCUUUGAACCGCGAUAGAUACUAAUAUGAGAGCGCUCGCAUCCGGAUUGGAUUUAUUUGUACCGACAAGGAGCUUCAUGCAGGUCUUGCUUUAUCAGAAUUCGCCGGUCGGCACUGCUUCGUCUAGAAAUCGACAAGUGAUUUCAAUUAACAGUCGGGGGUGAUAACUUUUUUUUUUCCCUUCCUAUCUGGUAUAUAUAAAAAGAAAAAGGGUGGUAGCAAUUACCUUGAAUUGUCGGAUGAAAAAUUAGGGAAACUGUAGGGGAGAAAACAGUGCAGUGGGAGAUAAAAGAUUAAGAUAGAAGGUACCGCGAGGAAAGAACAGUAGCAAGGCAACAAUGGCGGAACACAAAACCUCAGGUUACGCGGCGAGCCUCUGGCAGGCACUGUUUGCGUCUUUCAUUCAACUCUUCUCCCGCAUCUUUCCCUUCACCUCGACAAAAAAUCCACCUCAGAAACCGCGGCAACCGUCCUCAACUUCUGCAACCACACAUGAUUGGGAUUCCUCCUCGCUAUCUGUCUCACCUCCUAAUCCCCAUCCGCAUCCGCAUCCAUCUCCACAUCUCCAAACUUCACAAGCACAAUCAACAACUCAACCAUCAUCAGCACCACCACCACCACAACAACAUCAUCAUCAAAUCCAUUCUCCCUUCAUAGAUCUCGAACAGGGCGUGGAUACUUCGCCUCAAGACGACACCAUGACGGCCGCUAAAAAGCGAAACCAAAAGCGAGGUGGUACAAAAAGCAACGGUCCCAAGGCCGUCAACUCCAAUGCGCCAUACACCGGUCCGCCUGACGACACCACAAGCAAGUCUACAACUAACCAGUAUCCCGUGCCGCCCCCGGCUGUCGUUACUCCUCUUGCGAAUCAAGGUAACACCAGGGUCAACUCUCAACUGCCCGACAGUCAGGUCCCCAAGGGAAAUGAGAAAAAUGCUUGGGACCGCGGUUCUUCGCUCUCGAAAGCUUUUGUCGACGUCAGAAAGGAGAAUGUUGCUCCUCCCAAGGAUCGUAAAUAUCCCCAGGACCCUCCCAAGGUUUCUCUCUCGCAGUCGCCGGCGCUGAAGCCCCUCGCGGCGGAGAAUCAAGUUCAACCUCAGAAGGCGGGUACCUGCGGCCAACACGCCACCCCAGCAAUCACUCCUUUUGACAAACCUCAAAUGAUAGAAAAUAUCCCUCUCGAUCGACAGGCGGAAGAAGUCAGUGCUGGUGUUGAUCGUCUCACUCUUGAUGGUGUUUCGGGUCCCGAGAAGCCCUCCGAGUUGAAGAUUGCCGCCACUCCCGUCGCCCUCAAGGCGCCCACGGUUGCUCCUACGCCUAUUGUUGUUGCCUUACCUCUUACUGAUAAAGCCGCCAUCCCUAAGCCUACUCCCCCACCAGCUCCUAAUCUUCCUGGAUUGAUCGAGCCCAAGACGGAAGAGGAGCGAGUUGAACGAGCUAAUCAUCUCAAAUUCAUGCGAGAGGCUCUUGCUAUGGGUAAUUUAGCUCUAAAUACCAACGAAACGCCUGUGGGGUGUGUGCUAGUACACCACGGAAGGAUUAUUGCUAAAGGAAUGAACGCGACAAAUGUCACUCGGAAUGGUACCCGACACGCUGAGUUCAUGGCUCUGUCUGCUUUGCUUUCUCAAAAAAGACCAAGUGACGCCCAGGAAGUUAGCAGCGACCCCGCCUUGGACGAUGCAAGCUGGGGCGACGUCGACCCAAGCGACGGCCACAUUUUUCCUUAUGGCCAAAAGCUUCAUCCAGCUCCAGUAGUUGACCGCAACAUCAUAUCCGACUGCAUUCUCUACGUCACUGUUGAGCCUUGUGUUAUGUGUGCUUCACUUCUUCGACAGCUAGGAGUCAAAAAGGUGUAUUUCGGCGCCGUAAAUGACAAAUUCGGUGGAACUGGAGGUGUUUUCAAGAUACACAUGAACUCCAAACCUGUCCCAAAGCCGACGGAUCGGCCCUACCAGAACGGUUAUGGCCCUCAAGAUGUGCAACGUAUCAUCAAAGGAAAAGCUGCUCCCAUUCAGCGUGAUGAGGAUGACGGCGAUGGAGGCAAUGUAGAGUCUGGGUUUCCAGUCGAGGGAGGUUAUCUUCGUGACGAGGCGGUAUCACUACUCCGACGGUUCUACGUGCAGGAGAACGGCAGAGCCCCACAACCUCGCAAGAAAGAAGGCAGAGCCGCCCGCUUGUAUGCUAUGGAAAACCAGGCUAAGAACGGCGGUAGCGCAUCCGAGUUUUCGGACCCAGAUGCACCCAUGGACGCCGAGGCGAGAGGCAACGAUGGUGAGAACGACGAUAAUGUUGAGAAUGUUGAGGUAAUCAACGGGGAUAUCAUCGCUUAAGUUGAUAACAUCCUGUCUUUCGAUGUCGCUUACGACCUUCACGACUUUGAUAUGCAAAUGCUGUAACAUUAUGACGAUAGACCUGCAUCAGAUUCCCAUACACUGCAUGGAUGGGAGAGUUCUCCCCGGAGUUUUCGAUUUAUGUUUUAUUUGAGCCCAAGGUGGAAUACCACCGAAGGAGGGGGCAUCAUAGUUCUGAGGCCGGCGCAUGGAAAGGAGGGUUGGAGGUCACCAUUUGACUUGGUCGUAUCGUAUGUGCCUUCAUAAGUAGAUGUUUAAGUCCGUUUAUUUUCAUAGGUCUCUGCAUCUGAUGCUGGUUUGCAUGCCUAAUUGAUAUUUUAAGUAACCUAUAGUAAAGAACCAAUGAACGUAACCAUAUGUCUGAUUUGACGUGUAUUAAGUGUCGCUUAGGUGUG